Molecule: messenger RNA, 2293 nt
Organism: Protomyces lactucae-debilis
Lineage: Eukaryota; Fungi; Ascomycota; Taphrinomycetes; Taphrinales; Protomycetaceae
Exons: 1
Coding region: 470-2293 (607 amino acids)
Source: RefSeq, a predicted model, not a curated record
GUAUUGCCAGUGUGAAGGGACUGGCAAACUAUGGAUCCCAUGCCUCAUCGCGAAAGGCCAAGAAGCAAACCCAUCCAAGAAAUCAGGGGUCUACAUGCUCAUCACGAACGCCAGCGAGGCAAGUCACCCCGGGGAUUCAAGGUCAAGCUAGAGCUGCAGCUACAUUCGUCAUUUGUUGAGUGGUCUCGACUCUCAGGGAGGCAAGGGUCCAUCUUGCCAAAGUUUUGUCUGGUCUGAAACACGACGACCGACCAAGACAAUCCUGCUAUGCGCAAUGUUCUUACUCAACAACAAUUGAUGCCUUAGCGGGCCUGAGCCACGGCUGUCUAAUUGUCAGCUGACGUCUUUCCCACACAAGUCCACGUCAGCAGAAUGACAAUGCAAGCCUUCCCUGAAGCCGCCUUCAAUUCUGCAUGCUCUUCUUGGUUGCCCAUCUUCCACUUGGCAUACUGCACUGCAAGAGUCUUUUAUGAUUGGCGACUUAUAUGACGCUUGUCUGACACACAAAGUCAAAUUGGAAACAGGGGAAGCUUGGCACAUUUUGUUUCAGGCUCAUGUAUAUACCUUGACUGGUCAUCUUGCACAGACUCUCCACAUCAUGAAUACUCUCUGGAGCGCAGAAAUUGCGCAAGGACAAAGCGCAAAGUCGCGCAGCAAGGGUCGCAAGAAGCUGCUCAAAAGCUUGUUUACAGAAUCGGAUCUUCCCGGGCAAGGGUACGACGACUCACGACAUCGCCAUCGUUUUGGAGAGACUGUAUAUCAGCCUGCUGAAGUUCAGGGAUAUGAACAUGCCUAUGCUGCGCCGCAGCCAAUAUCAAAGAUGGCAGGCGAGGUCCGCCCGCCUCCACAAGCGUCAGCACCCAUGUCAGCUCCACCUCCCGCUGUCGCUCCGAGGCCGGUCUACGCGGAUGCUCAAAACCACCCUGCGGCUCCUCAUCGGACUUCACGAGAUUCGCUCGACCACAUUGCACAACUAGUCAUUCAAAAAGCUCAACUUGAGCAAGAUAUCAAGUCCAGGGAGUCUAAAUAUGAAACGCUUCUGAGGGAAUCUCAGGAUUUGACCAAGAAGAUGCGAGUUGAACGUGAUGCUGCGCUGCUGGAGCUCAGAAAAACGCCAGAGCAUACGUGCGGCAGUACGUCACGAGAAUCACGUUCUCGUCAUUGUUCUUGCAGAAAGCACCGGCGACGAUCCACACGAGAGAGAGACACUUCUGACGACACUCAACAGCAUCGUACAAGUCACGCAGGCCAGCAUGAUGUCCGCCAUCUGGAUCAUAACAGGCCUCACUUUGAAACGCACGAAUCGGUGACGCGCGUCCAAUCACGAUUUGAGGGUUCAGUGCCUAAAAGGGAGCGUCAAACUCGAGCACAUGAGCCGCACUUACCUCAUGAGGAUAGUCAUUUCCAAGAAGGAUUCAGUCAACUUGAAUUGCUCAUUAAGCAGUUCGUGCUACUACACUUGAAGGCUCAGCCAGAUUCUUUGCCUGGACCCCCUGCAGCCCUGGAUCCCGCUCUUGCAUUGUAUGCCGACCGACAUGGACUGAGGCAUGCAACUAUCUUCGGCAUUCGCGAUAUCCGAUGCAUUGUAUUGCGAGGUUAUCUGAUGCAUGUCAUGCUUGAGCGCGUUUUUCGUUGCUUCUUGUUUGGCCUCACACCUGGCGUUCAGCAGUCUUUACUGGAUGCAUACAAGGAUAUGAUGCGCGCCUAUCCCCAUGAUGUUUCAAAGGCAUCCCGUUGGGCUGCUGGAACAGCCGCAGGCUUCAUCUCCUCAGCUGGUGCCGAUGGUGGAGCAUAUGACCCUGAAGCUGCGACGCUUAGACUCGCCGAGACACUUCACAGUCAGCUUCGACCACUCCUUGCACAAAUCUAUGAUGACCCAGUGUACCCAGUCGACAAUCAAGGCAGGCACGAUGAUGUGGACUUUGGGCAUCGCAUCUUACGAGAAAAGGUGCUUGACGGGCUGCAAGGAAUCAUUCGCAGUGCUAUGGGCAUCGCACAAGACUGCAGAUUGGAUAGCGCCUCAUUUGUCAUUGAGUUGCCUGUGCAUCUUGCGCAGUUUGACGACCAUCGGAUGUGGGCAUCUGAAGGACAGCAUGGACCGGUCGCUGUGGCAUAUGCUCCCAUUGUCUUGAAGAAGCCUGCCUUGAGCGCUCAUGAUGCGCAAGAUCCAAUCCACGACCAAGAACAGCAUGACAGCCGCGGAUACCUGUUGUGCCGUGGCAGAGUGUGGCGAACGAGCAUCUUGAGUGACGUCCAGAACCUUUCUACAGAUUAUAACAGGGACUACAGAUAG